CCCGGUGGGCGGAGCCAGGAGGCGCAGCAGCAGCAGCGCAGGCCAGCUGGCUCGGCGGCAACGGCCCAGGCUCCUCGUCGGUGAGGCAAAGCGGCGGCGGCGGCGGCGAUGGGGCAGUGCGGGAUCACCUCCUCCAAGACCGUCCUCGUCUUCCUCAACCUCAUUUUCUGGGCAGCAGCUGGCAUCUUGUGCUAUGUGGGUGCCUACGUCUUCAUCACAUACGAUGACUACGACCACUUCUUUGAAGAUGUUUAUACCCUCAUCCCUGCAGUGGUUAUCAUAGCGGUGGGGACACUCCUCUUCAUUAUUGGUCUGAUUGGCUGCUGUGCCACAAUCCGGGAAAGCCGCUGCGGACUGGCCACAUUUGUGUUCAUUCUCCUGCUGGUCUUUAUCACUGAAGUGGUGGUGGUGGUUUUGGGUUAUAUCUACAGAGCAAAGGUGGAAGCUGAAGUCAAUCACAGUAUUAAGAAGGUGUACAACACAUACAAUGGGACAAAUCCUGAUGCCGCCAGCCGUGCUAUUGAUUAUGUGCAGAGACAGCUGCGCUGUUGUGGGAUCCACAACUACAGUGACUGGGAGACGACAAACUGGUUCAAGGAGACGAAAAACAACAGCGUGCCCCUCAGCUGCUGUAAAGCCACCCUCAGCAAUUGUACAGGAAGCUUGACUCAUCCCACAGACCUUUAUGCUGAGGGAUGUGAGGCUUUGGUUGUGAAGAAACUGCAAGAGAUCAUGAUGUAUGUAAUCUGGGCGGCCCUGGCAUUUGCUGCUAUUCAGCUCCUAGGCAUGCUCUGUGCCUGCAUUGUGCUAUGCAGGAGGAGCCGGGAUCCUGCUUACGAGCUGCUCAUCACCGGAGGAACCUACGCAUAGAAGAAGAAGAAGAAGCCGCAACCCUAAUCUUGAACUCCGUUUUCUCCUCGGAAGGUGACUUAGCUGGGACAACGACUGCAGUUCUCUGGUUGACGUCAGCUUGACACAAGCACACCUUUCAUAAACUGGGACAAUGAUGCGCAUACACUGGUGAUGGGCAAAGGCUUGGCUUUCCAUAAUCCUUCCCCCUCCCAUAUUACUGUGGCCCCCAACUAUUGUAGCCAGCUUUCCACAUAUCUGUACAUGUUAGUAGCCAACCAAGUAAAUGCUAAUUCUGGAACCAUUUGCACAAGAAGACAGGUUGAUGUGAAAGCUCAAGGUCUGCCCGGACAUGGUAAAUUACAGCUGCACACUGUACUGAAUUGAUUCUUGCAGAGAUACAGAACCUUCACAUCUUCAAUGUGUGAAAUAAUCGGUCAAAGUUGUAAGAGGGAUAUUGGCUAUAUUUUGCAACAGCUUUCUUUUUUGCUUUCUGCCUCUCACCACUGUUUGUCUAAAAAAAAAAAAAAAGCAUUAAGUCCAGAACACUGCAAAAUGACUACUAACCAAAAUUUUAGAAUCACAUGAGUGCAUCUCUUGGCCGUUUUUAAAUUCAGAUGAACAAAUCUUCCAAACUUUUAGUGUUUUAAAGUAUAAGCUGGCUUUUCAGGAGUAUAAUGUAUGCACUACUGUUCUAUAAUGAAUAUUUUCAUUUUUUUCUAUGAAGAGCUGUUUAUAUGUUGAGUGAACCAUUAUCAUAGAGUAGUGAAAUAGUCUGUGAAAGUGAAAUGUAAAUAGGAAACCUGAUUAAAUAAAUCUUCUGUACAUCUCCCUCCAAACUUAAA
Hemicordylus capensis (graceful crag lizard) is the source of this 1694-nucleotide messenger RNA. It is a transcript of the gene TSPAN3, whose product is annotated as tetraspanin 3. Gene Ontology annotation, cellular component: membrane. The record is from RefSeq and is a predicted model, not a curated record. The transcript has 7 exons. The coding region runs from base 109 to 870 and encodes 253 amino acids. Gene Ontology annotation, biological process: protein maturation; protein localization to plasma membrane; regulation of vascular endothelial growth factor signaling pathway. Lineage: Eukaryota; Metazoa; Chordata; Lepidosauria; Squamata; Cordylidae.